Messenger RNA from Alosa alosa (allis shad), 5024 nucleotides. RefSeq names its product potassium voltage-gated channel subfamily B member 1-like. Gene Ontology annotation, cellular component: voltage-gated potassium channel complex; membrane. The coding region runs from base 425 to 2896 and encodes 823 amino acids. NCBI's taxonomy places the organism in Eukaryota, Metazoa, Chordata, Actinopteri, Clupeiformes, Clupeidae. Gene Ontology annotation, molecular function: delayed rectifier potassium channel activity; protein binding. Gene Ontology annotation, biological process: protein homooligomerization; potassium ion transmembrane transport. The transcript is spliced from 3 exons. The record is from RefSeq and is a predicted model, not a curated record.
AACCGCGCUAGAGCGUCGCCUGUCACGCUCAGGCACAGUCACCCAAAUCAGGUAAAGAACAUUGCGUGAAUUUUCAGCGUACUUGUUGAUCUUCACCCAGCCGAAGCAGGCAGGAAUGGACAGUAGAAUCUACCGACUCCACGUCUCUGGUGAAAUAUGCCAACCUCAGACGCAGGCUAAUCACGAGAGUGGCACCAUUUAAGAGAGGGAGAGGGGUAUAGCAAGUAAAACCACAGGCGGCUGUUUGUCUAUUUAAACCAAUUUGGGCGCCGUUUGGACUGGAUUUUACCAGGAAGAUAUGUGCAAAUAUGGAUGAAAGCAAAUCCUAAUGUAGGCGCCACUGAAGCUUGGUCGGUGUUGUCUUCUCAGAGAAGAGUCUCCCAAGCGUUAAUCAUUCUCAUUUAAGUACAGAACUGAAGUGAGAAUGAAUAAAACUGGCUCCCGCUCCACCUCCUCACUGCCGCCGGAGCCGGUGGAAAUCAUCCGGAGCAAAGCAGCUUCCCGCCGAGUGAGACUGAAUGUAGGAGGACUCCUGCACGAGGUGUUAUGGAGAACGCUAGACAGGUUACCCCGCACGAGGCUAGGGAAAUUGCAAGACUGCAACACGCACGAUUCAAUAAUUGAAAUAUGCGAUGACUACAGCCUGGAUGACAACGAAUACUUCUUCGACAGGCACCCUGGAGCUUUCACUUCAAUCCUUAACUUUUACCGGACGGGGAAGUUGCACAUGAUGGAGGAGAUGUGCGCUUUGUCUUUUAGCCAGGAACUAGACUUUUGGGGGAUUGACGAAAUCUACCUGGAGUCUUGCUGCCAAGCACGAUACCAUCAGAAAAAAGAACAGAUGAACGAGGAACUCAAGCGAGAAGCAGAGACUCUGAGGGACAGAGAGGGCGAUGAAUUUGACAACACAUGCUGCUCCGAGAAGAGGAGGAAACUUUGGGACCUCUUAGAGAAGCCGAGCUCAUCACUCGCAGCAAAGGUUCUUGCCAUCAUCUCCAUCCUGUUUAUAGUGCUGUCCACCAUCGCCUUGUCCCUGAACACCCUGCCAGAGCUCCAGGACCUGGACGAGUUUGGCCAGGCCACCGACAACCCUGAGCUGGCACAUGUGGAGGCCGUGUGCAUCGCCUGGUUCACCAUGGAGUACCUGCUGCGCUUCCUCUCCUCGCCCAGCAAGUGGAAGUUCUUCAAGGGCCCGCUGAACGUGAUCGACCUGCUGGCCAUCCUGCCCUACUACGUCACCAUCUUCCUGACCGAGUCCAACAAGAGCGUGCUGCAGUUCCAGAACGUGCGGCGCGUGGUGCAGAUCUUCCGCAUCAUGCGCAUCCUGCGCAUCCUCAAGCUGGCGCGCCACUCCACGGGCCUGCAGUCGCUGGGCUUCACAUUGCGGCGCAGCUACAACGAGCUGGGCCUGCUCAUCCUCUUCCUCGCCAUGGGCAUCAUGAUCUUCUCCAGCCUGGUGUUCUUCGCCGAGAAGGACGAGGAGGACACCAAGUUCAAGAGCAUCCCGGCCUCGUUCUGGUGGGCCACCAUCACCAUGACAACUGUAGGCUACGGAGACAUCUACCCAAAGACAUUAUUAGGAAAGAUCGUUGGAGGUCUGUGUUGUAUAGCGGGAGUGCUGGUGAUUGCCUUGCCUAUCCCCAUCAUCGUCAAUAACUUCUCUGAAUUCUACAAGGAGCAGAAGCGACAGGAGAAGGCCAUCAAGCGUCGUGAGGCUCUGGAGAGGGCCAAGAGGAACGGCAGCAUUGUGUCCAUGAACAUGAAAGAGAACUUCUCCCACAGCAUGGAGCUCAUGGAUGUGGUGGUGGAGAAGACUGCAGAGGCCACAGGAGAGAAAGAGAAAGUCCACGACAACCAUCUGUCGCAUACACGGUGGAAGUCAGCCACCUCAGAGACCAGCUCCAAUAAGUCCUUUGAUGGAAAGGAACGAGGCUCCCCUGAAAAGACUCGCCAGGCCAGCCCACAGCACCUCAAUGUGAAGAAGCUGGAGGAGAUGUACAACAAGAUGGCCAAGACCCAAUCUCAGCCCAACCUGAAUAGCAAAGAGAGACCACCCUUAUCCAGAGCGGCGAAGCUGAAGGAUGAGAUUGAGCUGGGAACUAUGCCAACCGAGCGAGUUCCCACCUGCGCCGAGGGCGUUACCGACAUGCGGAGCAUGUCCAGCAUCGACAGCUUCAUAAGCUGUGCCACCGACUUCCUGGAGAGCUCGCGGUUCUCCCACAGCCCCACCAACAACCUGCCUGGGAGGAUAAGCGCCAACCCCGGACUUGAGACCACCUUGGAGCACCAUGCGGAGACCACGGCAAGCCCAGCUGCCACGGCCAAGCAGCAUGGCACCAAGUCAGGGAGCAGCCGACACGGCCUGUUCUCAGACAGCCCUCGAGGCAUCCGCUUGCUCAAUCCACUCAAGUCACGCUCACUCAAGGUCAACUUCCACGGCGUGGACAGCGGUCCAUCGUCCACGCCGACUCCGGGGGUUGCCGCCCUCUCAGAUAGCUCGGCCAUGUCUGACCGCUCCCUCCUUAGCCCAGAGGUGUCUGUGUACACCACUGCCAGUAGCAAGACCCCUCCAAAGACCCCUGAGGUCCUGGCGCCCAGCGUCUUCACAUUCCAUGACGCGUCCAUCAGCAAGUACAUCGACGCCGACACUGACGAUGACGAGCAUCUGCACGACGGGCCCGACCCCAGCCCCUCCGAACGUCUCCUUGGCAACAAAAGCCCCAAGUUCAGCAGCAAUAGCAGCCACCAGCGUGCAUCCAAUCACCUGGAGAUGUCCCAGCGGGCACUGGCCCAGAAGAGUGGGUUCCCUCUGGAGGGCCGCUCGGGGGGUGGACAAGAGAACCACGUGACUCAGAGGGAAAAAGCCCGCUCCAACACCUACAACGAGGCUAGCUAAAGCAGGGGAGAGCUGCUGCUACUGCCGCCCACCGAGACAAAACUGGAACAAGAGGGUCAGACAUGAUUUAAAAAGGGAAUCUGUGGGAAAAUAUAUAAGCUAAAUGCAAUGACGUUGGAGCAAAAUAAUACAUUUGGAAAGGUUUGUGGUUGUCAUGGCAAUUCUACAAAAUGUUGCGAAAUACAGAGGUUUGAUCAGUUUGUCCUUUGCAGUACUUUUGCAUUAAAUACCACAAUAUUUGGGUAUAUCCUGAACCAAGAUUGUGUAGAAAAGGGUAUUUUGGAUCAUAUGUUAUUGUAUGUGACACAUGGUAGGUUUAGAUAUUACUGAAUCAACUUUGUGUUGGGAGAAAUUUGCUGUUUACUUCCUAGUGUUUUCUUCCUCAGAACUGGCCUUAGUUAUAUGCACCUAAACUACACUGUGUGUCUGUUUGUCUGGGUGAGUGCAUGUGUGUGUAUUAGUAAUAUAAAGUCCCCUAUACACAUACACAAUGUACUGUAUGAGUGUCCUCUUUGUUAUUAUGAGUGUCCUCUUUUUCAAAAACAAAACUAAUUAUUACUAAUUAUUAUUAAUUAUUAAUAAUGUUUCUUUUGCCUGAUGAACAUUCCUCUGAGAAUACAUGUAACAUGACAUUUUUGUUCAGGAAGGUGAAUUCAGAGACUUUCUGGUGGACACACAGCCACUGUGACUCCCUGUCUGUGUCUUUUGUCCAGAUCAUUUCCAGUCCGAGCACAAAGGCGCACCUCAAUGUGAUUUUUUAUAACCUGCAUUCUUUGUUUGUUCUAUGUGUUUGUAAAUUAAUUUGUUUAUUUGUUUGCUUUAGAUUGUCCAGUUCUGUGCAUCAUAUCAUUCUUGUUAACCCCCCUUCAAACCUGUGAGAUACUGAGACUACUGUUGACGAGGCACUGGCCUCAACAAUCUCUUCAGUGUUUCCUAUUGGCUGUGUUGAAGGGAUUUACUCCUGGUGGGUUGGCAUACUUCACAACACAUCACCGUCAGCACUGAGACAAGCACAGCUGGCUGGAACUUGAAGCAGAGAGCAAAGCACUGAAACUACCAUUCAACUGAAACACUCUGGGCUGAUUUGGACAGUUCCAUAUUUGUAUAAAGAAAUGAUCGAUGAUAAUAUUGUAAUAGGAUAAAGUUAGUUACUGUAGAACUGGGGGGACACCACACUCUGUUGUGAGUGGCAAAUGAAAGAAUCAGAUUGUAUAUUUUUUAAAUAUUUUCUAAAGAAUGGAAAUUAGUCAAAUAAAUUAUGAUCUCGUAGUUUUGAAUUUCAAUACAUAUUUAUUUUAUUCUGAAGGGAUUGUAUUUACUAGAGAAUUUGGCAAGGUGACCACUUUGUAUUGUUUGCUACUGUCUCCUGGUCUGUGUAAAUGUUGUGGACUUCUUCAUCUACUACCCUUAUCUCUCACAUACUGUGAGGAGCCAAAGAGUUGUUUUUUUUUCACAGAUCCACCCCCAACAUUUUGAUCAGCAUAAAUUGUCAGAUUGUCCUAAAUGUAUUAUUUCUUAGACUCUCACUGGGCAAGAUUUGAGUAAUAUUGAAAUAUUUCAGGGAACUCUUUUGGAUACAACAGUCAACCAUCUAUAAUAAACCAUUUAGAGCACUAUUAACUGCCACGGAAAGCUAACUCCAAUGAAAUGUUGUGUACACAGCUAAACAAAAAGACGCUGACAGGGCAUUAAAGUAGUGCAGGCAGUUCCGUAAGCACAGCACAAAAGCACUCUGUAGCACUGGCAAGCAUCACCUGCCUCAAUCUCAGGCCUGCAAAGAUUUGCAGUCUGGAUGGAUACACGUCCACCACUGCAGACAGACUGAGUGAGCAUGGAGGAGAGCUCCUUUAAUGCACUCAGGAGCCACGGGGUGGCUGGGUGCUCUCCAUUCACAGGUCGAGAGAAGGGGAGUCAGGGACAGACAGAGCUAGCCUGUCUGUCAGGGAGGACACAAUCCCACGGCACUCCUUCAAAUGACCGUUACACACCUUGAGUAUGCAGCAGAGCAACACCUCUGCACAUCCAGUGCCAUUGCCAUGUGCUGUAGCCUACAUUUCCAGACACAGAGGAACAGCUCCCGUGCCCCAUGUUCUCUACUCUCUCUCUCUCACACACACACACACACACA